Messenger RNA from Aedes aegypti (yellow fever mosquito), 9999 nucleotides. RefSeq lists its product as uncharacterized. NCBI's taxonomy places the organism in Eukaryota, Metazoa, Arthropoda, Insecta, Diptera, Culicidae. The record is from RefSeq and is a predicted model, not a curated record. The coding region runs from base 316 to 9492 and encodes 3058 amino acids. The transcript is spliced from 9 exons.
CGGGGACGAAAAAUAAAAAAAAAAGAUUCGAGAGACGGCGAAGUCGAGUUUUUUUUUAUGUGUGCCAGCCAAGAGGUCGACGACGAACAGUAAAGAAAACUUUUCUCGCUAUUGUUACGCCUCGGAAGUUUAAUGUGUGUGCAUUCGGAACGGGAUUCCCGCCGGUCCGUUGGUUGAAUUCCGGUUACAUUAUUGAAUUGUGUAAUACGACAAACAGAAAAGAAAAUCGGCGGCGGCGGAAAAAUUCGCGACUCGCGACGACGACGACAAAAAGGUGUUGGAAAGGGGGAAGGUGCGACGGCGCGGUUAAAAAAGAUGUCUUCUGUCCUGAUACAUGAUGCCUCCUCAGCAGCAGCCCCAAUCGCAGCGACCGUGUUGGAUUUCCCGGCAUCAGGAAGUCCCCAUCAGGGUUGCCAUGAGAAGGACAUUUCGUACUGGCAGCGCUCCCUGGAAGUGCUCUCCCAGAAAGUGAUUGUUGGCGAUACGGUUUGUGUUGUGAAGAGGGAAAAGAAGAACCAGGAAGCAGAAGUGCUGCAGGUGGAUCAGGUAAUUCUCGGUGGCGACAGUCAGAAGCAGCAGGAAAUCUCGGCCGGGGACGAGUCGCAGCAGGCUUCCAUUCCGGUUGAGGCCAUUGCCGAAGCUUGCUGUAUCGUCGAUGCCUACUGCGAUGGCAAUGCCCACUGCUGCGACGAGGAAGAUGGCGAUGCAAAUGACACUUCGGAAGAACAACAACAACAGCAGCAGCAGCAGAUUCAGAAUCACGACAGCAAUCUCUUCCGGCUGAGUUGCUGCUGUGGGGCCUGCUUCAACUACCGGGAAACCAUCAUCCAGCUGUUCGUGGAGGAUUUUGAGUAUAAUACCCUGUGGGAGCGACUGCAGCUGCUGAUCAAAAAGUUCUACGACUUUAUUCCGGAGCAAAAUGAUUCGCUCCUCUACAGCCGCUACAUGGAGCUGAUGGAGAAAUCGUCCCUCAAGUGGCUAACGGACGGUCGGAUCAACACCAAGAAGAACAUUCAAAUCUCGCUCGGUUCGAACUUGCCGCUGUCGAACGAGAUGACGUUCAUCUUGGUGUUCAGCAUGCUCUACACUCGCGAUCCGCACCAGCUGUUCGAACUACUCUGCCUACAGCUGCGAUCGAUCGUGAAGGCCUACAGCCAGGGACUGCAGGAUCUCAUCCAGGAAACCUGCGACGGCGAACUGCAGUACAACCCGACGGAGCUGCUCAAUUAUAUCCUCGACGGUUAUGACAAGCUGUGUCACUCGGCCAAGGCAUUGUCUCCACUGCUGUUCGAGCUGCAGCGUGGCCAUCUGCAGCAAUUCUCGUUAACCUGGUGUUUGAUCAACAAGCGCAUGUACCAGCGGUUUGUGUAUCUCGAGGUGCAACGGAUUAUUCCGGAGUGCAUACUGAAGCUCAAGGAGCUGCUCUUCGACGAGGAAUACAAAACGAUGGUCUACCGGUUUAUCCAGUUUGACGACGAGAUGAACUCGACGUCGCAGAUAUGGCGCGACGUGUGGUCCCUGUUGCAUGACUACCACAAGGCGAAGGAGGAUUCGGCCCGGAGGAAGCGCAUCAGUUCGGCCCACUCGCUGCUGGUGGCCGUCCGGGAGUCCGACUUCAACUUCGAUCCGGAGGUGCUGCGCCAGAAGGAACGGCCCAUCGUCGAAUGGUUGGCCCUGGAGGACCGCAAUCUGGUGUGGCAGUACGUGGUGCACUGUCUAAAAACGAAGUGGAUCACCUGCACCAAUCCCCGGAUGACGGCCACCAUCGAGAACAUCCAGUGUCGGAAGUGUAACUUUGCCCUGGCAACGCACUAUGUUGAAUGCAACUGCUGCACGUGUCUAAUCGCCGGCGGAACCUGUUUGGGCAAAUCCAAGGAGCAACUGUACUGCGCCAAGUGUUCGUUCUUCAAAAAGCUAGACCGAGACUAUCUGGACUACAUUGGGGAGUUUUUCAACAAUCCGCUAAAAGAACUGCAGGCCCUCGAGAGGGAACACAUGAACGGAAUGACCAACUCGUCCCAGUCCGGCGGCUCGUCGUCCAGUUCCAUAACGGAAAUCGCGUUACCAGACUCGUCCGAAGCGGAUCAGCAGCAGUCAGCCGAACGGGGUGCUUCCUCAUCGCCGGUGAAGGACGAGGACAACUCAAGCUCAACGGUGGUGGCCACAAGCAAUGCAUUGGCGGAUAAUACUAGUCUCUACCAUAUCUCGUGGGCCAUCUUCAAGCACCUGCCGGAUCGAGUGGCGUACACUUGGACAACGCUCGAACCCAAACGGUUUUGCAUCUUCCAAAGCGAACCAUGCAAGAUCAAUGCAUGCCGGGUUGCGAUCAAUAUCAUCGCCAUGCUCUAUCCCUUGAACCUUUCGAAGUUUCUCAUCAAGUCGUACCGCCCCCUAAAGGAGGAGGAACGCAAGAACAUGGCCGAGAAUUGGAACAUCGAUGUCAAGAACUUUAUGCAGAGGUUUUGCGAUGACAUCAACAAACGCUGGCGAACGGAAGUGGCCGAUCGGAUCCAUCCGUUGCAUUUCCUCGAUCUACUCUGGGAGUCGGACGAUUCCGAAUCGGCUCUGCUCAGUGAUAUGGCGUCCGCUUUCGCCGAGUGGUUUCUAAUAGAUUUCCAGUUUCCGCAACGCAAUGUCAUCUAUCAGUAUUUCACCAAGUUCUUCUUGGCGAAGGGUACCGACAUUGAGUUCGACAUGAAGUGCUUCGAAAGCGUUUCCGGCUCUAGGUUAUUCAACUGGAGCACACCGGCAUCUCCGCUCAGGCAACUCAUAGCCAACGACAUGCAAACCAAACUGCUGGGCGUCAAUUGGAGUUCCAUACUGCCAGAGGAAGCGCUGGCGGUGAUCAACGGCGACGAUCUUUCGGCAAAGACCAAGCUGGAAGGGGUCACCACGGCCGGUGGAGUUCUGGUGGCCACGGCUACCGGCACCGCUACCAGUGCCAGUUCGGCAGCAAUGGCCGCAGCGGUCAUUGAACCGAUCGUCAAGCUUUGCAGUGACGAUGGCGGCAUCUGCAAGGACUGCAAGGAGUGCUUCACCGAUACCGUCACCAAGUCGGAGAUUUUCGAAAAGGAAAUCAAGAAGCCGUUGGUCGAGGCGCUGAAACUGGCGGCGAGUAACAAAAUACUCGAAACGGAACUCAAGACGCUUCAGAAGGAGCACAGCAUGCUAAAGGAUAUGGUGCGAGAUUUGGAGCAAAUACACGAGCAGAAGCACAGCAACGCAACUCAGCAGUGCGGCAAUGGAAACAGUAGUACCAGUAGCAACAGUAAUAGCAACACUAGCAACAGCAACGGUAACAGCAGCAGCAACACUAAUAGCAACAGCAGUAAAUCGACGAAUGGCGCUGCCAAGAGUAGCGGUAAUGGAAGCAGCAGCAGCAGCAAUACAAGCUCCGAAAACGGGAACAGCGCUCCAUCCAAGAGUGCAGCAUCUUCCGGAACUUCGGCGACGGCAUCAUCGGGUUCGGGCGUUCAGGCAAGCAAAAUCGGUGCGGCCGCUAGUCCUGCCAAGGCCAUGCUGAACCAAGCAACCAAUACGCCCUCCAAGAUGGUCCCGAAAGGGAACCCUUCCACGGGGAUAACCUCGCAGCAACCGACGGGUAAGAUGGUAACUAAAGCUACCAGCGUGACGCCGAAACCCGGAACAGGGACGGGGACAGCUUCUGGACCGUCGGCCACCACUCCGGGUAAGGUUAGUUCUAAGUCUACCAGUACGCAUCCUAGCACGGUGCCAGCCGGAACUGGGGCAGGCUCAUCUCCGACGGCAACGGCUGCGGCAGCGGGGAACGCGACACCGUCGACCAGUACCAGCAAUGCUGCCGCCGGUCAGCAUCUCAUCCAGUCGAAGGAGGAGCACAAGAAGACGUGCCAUCGGGGGGCCAACGGUGGCGAGAAGGGAGACGGUUCCUGUGUGUGCUACUAUUGCACACUGUUCGGACAGAGUGUUUGUUUGGAAUGCAACCACAACCAGCGAACGAACGAAACGCGCGAUCGAUUGCGAAAAAAAAUCAAACAACUACAGAGCAACAAGGACAACCAGCAGCUUAAGUCGUUGAAUCUGAAGAACAUCAAGAUUCCACACGGUGGGCUGCUGAAGAAAAUCAACACCAAUAAGAGCAACUCAACGAAUGCAGUGACGAACAGCAGCAACAAUAAUAACAACAGCAGCAACAACAACAGUAGUACCAGCAGUUCUACUACUAGCAGUAACAAUGCAACUCAUCCGGCGUCGGCGAGUAAGGAAUCGUCAUCGGGAGGCCUCGCAUCGAAAAUGGAAGCCUUGAAGAUCAGCAACAAUAAGACAACGACGGCAACAGCUGGUCUUGCCACGGCAACCAAAGCCCCCGUAGUGACGAAGCCUCCCGCCAACAAGAUGAACAUUGCAGCAGCACCAGCCAAACCGCCAGAGAUGGCCAUCAGUGCCCGAGAAGUACCCCAGGUUCCACAGCCAGUGGUGCAGCCAACUUUAAGGCCUAGCGUCAACAAUACCCCGUUCACGAAGGUACCUCCCAAACCGGUGGAGGAAACGCUGGACGCCCUGGUGCGCUACAUUGAAGGUGACUACGACGAUGACAAGCAAAAGGACAACAAGAAGACAGCGAAGAAGGUCAAACAAAAAAGCAAAAAGCAAGAGCUCAAAAAGAUCACCGAGCUGGGAGAGCUCAAACAAAAGUUCUCCGAGCUAAAAGAAGAGGACAAACGGGCCCAGAAUCGGUUACAAUUCCAACAGAAUCUUAAGAAAAAAGACAAGAAGCAACUGCUAGAGGAUAUCAAGGCCUAUGAAGCGAAAAAACUUCAACUCCAGACGGAUAUCAACAGCCUGGUGUCGAGUAUAAAAACCAACAAUCCAGAAUUUAGCUUCAAAAUGGACGAAAGUUCGAGCGAGAAAAAGAACGCCAAGGAUAAGCCGGAAACGGGGAAGAAGUCUGCUCCAACGCCACUGGAGACAACUCAGCAGCUUCCUCCCAAGCUUCAGCAGAACAUCAAUCUACUACAGCAACAGAAGCAGAGGCAACAGCAACAGCUUCUCCAGCAGCAUCAGCAACAGCAGCAACAACCGAAGAUGAUGAUGCCGCAGGACAACGUCAGUAUCGACCCGGCGCGAAGGAUGGUCACCAUCAAACGAACCUUCUUGCCCCAUUCGGAGCCACAGGUGACCGUCACGGCAAAAGGUCCAUCACCCGACCAGGAUCAACUGUUGUACACCUUCAUCAAUGGUCAACUCGUUUCGCCGGACUCACCUUCCGGUCAAGCUCCCACCAAACAGCAGAUUCAGAACCACUUGGAUCAGCUGACCAUGAAAAUGGCCGCCGGCGAUAUCAAGCAGCUGAACGAUCUUAUCUCCAAAAGUCAAUUCUCGAGCGAUACGGACGUCUGGAUCACCGAAAAGCUGCUCAGGCUUAGCCUUCGGGAGCAGUCGCAGAACCAGCAGGCGCAGUCAAUGCGUGAAAUCGACGAACUGAUGCAGAAAAUACAGCAUCAAACGACGGGCGGUGCGACGUUGGACAAAAAGAAGAAGGAAGACAUCAUCUCGCUGAUCGGGAGGAUGUCCGAGCGGUUGGGCCAGGUUCGGAAUAAAGGGAAGAACUCCAUGAGCGAAGCUCAGGCAAAGGCCGCCUCGCAGAUGCUUCAGAAAAUGACGAAAAAACUUGAGCAGGACUAUGCGGCGAUGUGCGGCGAAGAGAGCAAAAAGAAGAAAAAGAAGAACAAGAAAAAGGACAAGCUGGCGGACGAGAUUGACGAAAUCGAUGAAAUCGUUGCAAAGCUGGACGGAUUGGACGUUGGAAGCAGUGGGAAGAAAGGUGAAUCGAAGAAGCUGCUGCCGGAAAAAGCACUGGGGAAGGUGCUGAACAGAAAGUUGAGUAAGGACUCGAUCAGUUCCAGCGGCAGUUCGCAGAAAGCCAAAGAAGGAAAGGAGAAGGUUGUCAAGGAGAAAGGUAAGACGGAGGAGAAGGAUAAGGAAAAAGACAAGGACAAGGAAAAAGACAAGGAAAAGCCCAAGAAGCUACCAGAGAAGGAGAAGGAAAAGGAAAAGGAAAGGAAGAAGAAGUUGGUGCGGAAGAAGAGUGAGGCCUACAUCGAUCCGGAGUUCGACAACAAUGCAUUCAAAUUGUUGAACUUGGAGGAUACCGAAUCGGAUGAGGAAGAGGUGGAAGUUGAGGAAGAACUGGAGGAACCGAAGCAAAGCGAAAUUGCCGUUCCGGAGCGGACGCCUUCGCCGGUGCCAGUGCCUGUUCCUCCCAAAGUGGAGGAACCUCCAAGGCCACCAACGCCACCUACUCCCGUUCCGGUCCCAGUCAACACUUCUGCCAACAAGAAACUCAACAAAAAGAAAAACGAAAAGGCUAAGGAACAGUCCACUGCUCCCGCGGUUACACCGGCCAAAGAAGUCAAACAGACCAGGAGCAAGCAGGAACAUGCAGCUCCUCAGCCAACGACGGUUCCACCGCAAAAACCUUCUAAAAUUACCAACAAUGCUUCCAAUGUGCAACCUCACGUCUCCAAGAACGACACCAGCAGCAGCAAGAAGCCCUCCGGUAGUGUUCAUCAACCCGAAAAACCUUCCCUCGAUAACUCCAACCUUUCCAAACGCCAGAAGAAACUGCUCAUGAAGCAACAGGAGCAGUCCAAAUCCCCGCAACAAUCCCAGCAGCAGAAGAAGCAACAAUCGCAUCAGCAGACUCCACCGCCCCAGGCAAACCAAAGGCACGUCGACAAAGCCAUGAAGAACGCCGACCGACUGUCGAAGGCACCCAACGAACGUCGAUCCAAGGUCAACAUCAGCGCCGACACGACGCUGGAACUGAUCAAUGAUUCGAAUGCACCGUCGAUGUCUUCUAAGCCGGCCACCCAGCCCAAAAUCCCUAACACCUUCCCACCGGGCGACACUUCCUUCGGGGCCAGCAUUAUGGACCAGCUGAGCCGAGGAAUCCGAGUGGAGGGACUUCAACUGCCACCGGGUAUUACGCUGACGCGAGUGGACGCUGCCCAAGCGGAAGCCAUCAAGGCCAAGCGAGAGUCGAUAAAGAAGAUUUGCGAACCGAUGCAAACCGUUCAGCCGCCGGAACCUCCGCCAAUGAUGAUGCCACCGCCACCGAUGAUGAUGGGCUCGUCCGGAAUGUACAUGAUGAACCCCAUGAUGGCCAAUGCGGCUGCUCCUCCGAUGAUGAUGAACUCCGCUCCCGGUCAGGACUCCGUCAUUAUGGUCGAUACCAAUAAGCUGAAGGGCUCAUCCGGGGAUGGCGAAAAGAAACCCAGCAAGAAGAAAAAUCGCAAAAAUAAGAACAAGAGCAAAAGCGACACAUCGAAGGAUGGCAGCCAGCAGAAGUCCGACGGUAAACAGAAGAACCAGAAAGGUGGCAACAACAACAUUGUUACCCUACGGAAUCCGAUGUUCCAAGGCGGACAGGCCAGGCCACCUCCGGCGGCCGAUCCGGUAGCUAAUCGCCAUCCGCUAGGGUACGAUCAACGGGCGACGAUUUUCAAAAAUGACAACGGCAUGUUCACCAUUCGCAAUCCGGCACUGCAUCAGGCCCUGGCCGGCGGAGUUCCUCCGUCGACUAGCGGAUUCAGACCGUUCAAUACCAACUACCUGGUGGAGAAUGGAAUAGUCCCGCCGCAAGUGUCCGGUGCACCCAGCAGCGUCACCACGGCCAACUACCUGCAGCAACAGCAGACGGCCAAGGAAAUGGGCCUGCUGGGGGAGGGACCGUCGCACGUUGGAACGCCCUUCUCGGCUACAAUUGAACCGCCACGGAAGUGCAACUCUGCCAUUGGCAGCGAGAUGAAGAAUGCCCAAAAACAGAAGCAACAACAGCAGCAACAGCAUCAUCUCCAGCAUCACCAUCAAACGUCCUGGCAGCAUCUGAACGGAGUGGGACCACCGGUGGACGGCAGCGGAAUCGGCGGUAGUUUAUACAGUCCCCUAUCGGCUGUAGGCGGCUCCAGUCAACCGCAGCGAUGUUAUUCUCCGUUUGAAAGUCUUCAGUAUGGGCUGAGUGGUAGCCAAGAGUAUGGUGGCAAUUCGCCUAGUGCUUCUACCAGUUACUUCCCGAUUAGCUCACCAUCCACGGUCAGUGCAAUUGGAUCUGAACGGUCACAAGCGAGGGCACAGGCAGCAGCCGCAAUGUCAGCAGGAACGGAACACAGCUGCAGGAGGUUAUUUGGAGGAACCAGUUCCUCCGUUAGUGUAGGCUCCUGCGGUGGUGGCCCUUGUUGUGACGACUCUCCCGGCGGUCCCUUCUACGAUGGAUUGGGCGCGGGUUCAUCUUCAGCGAAUCAUAAAUACGAUGAUUUGUCCUUCCUACAGAACCUGCAGCCCGGUCAACGCUUGAACAGUGAGGUAACCAUACACAACAUCAACGAGUCAAAAUUUUUGCGCCAACAGAAUCAAAACCUCUCCAACGACAUUGAAAUCACGCGGAUACCGGGCCCGGGCAGUUCCAUGUCCGCUCCCGGCUUUGGCCACCCAACGCAGGCGACCCAUCCGUUGCUGAUGUCUCCGGCGGGAUCCACCAUAAGCAGUGAGGCGGCCGUCGGUGGAGUGGCGUCCAAUGCCGGAACCGCUUCUAGCAGUGUCACCGGUGGCGAUGCCAGCAAUUUGCUUGCCCUGAACGACAUCGAGACCAGUUUGUUCUUGCAAAAGUACCAACAACAGCAGAUGCACCUGCACCAACAGCUGCAGCAGCAAAUGCAGCAACUGAAGCUGCAGCCUAUCAGCAGGCAGCAGCAACAGCAACUACUCGGAGAAUACGGAGAGAACAUAUUCGCGCCCAAUCAGAUGGUCAACCUCAACGAGCUGGAAUCGGAAGAGCGCGACAUUGAGUCGUUCAAGCGUUUCAACUACUAUUUCGACCCGCCGAAAACGAAGCCCAAGAUCAAUUUGAACGUGAAAGACAUAGUGGUGGCGAACAAGAAGUCUCCAGUUCCCAGUUCCACCGGCAGUUGCAAUGCCGAUGGAUCCAACAAUGGCAGCGGCGGCGGUGGAAGUCGAAGUAGCAGUAGCAGCGUCAGUAACGACAACAAUCCCGGCGGAGUCAGCAUUGGCGAGGAUAUUCAACCGAUUCGUCCGCAGGCUCCGAUUGGGACGCCCUCGCAGAAGGGACUCCACCAGCAACAAACGACUCCGAUGUCGUCGGUGGGGACGGGUGUCUCCACCAUGCUCUAUCCGGCCACCUCCGACAGUCCGGCAUCUUCGGCGUCGAUCUUCGACGGCAUCUCUUCGUCGAUGAGUAGCCACGCCCACUCGUGCGAUGACCUGUACAACGACCUGCUCAGUUCGACCGGUAAUCUCAGUUUGAAUUUGAACCUUAACCUAACACAGCUGCAGCAAUCCAACUCGGAUCCGAUCGCCUACGAUAGUGUCGGGUUUGGAGCGGUGGGGAGCACUGGGGGACCCCACAGCCUCGGAAGUGUCGGGAGCUCUUCGAGUGUGUCCGCAACUGGUAAACCUUCGUCAGCUGAGCUAGCCCAGAGCAUCAUUAGCAAUUGAACGCUGCCGCGUGGUGAAGACGUAGUCUGAGGUGGUAAACAUAGUCCUGUGUCCGUUCCUAGCGAUCCGAGGUAUAACCAAUAGAGUAGAUCAUAUUGCCGGUUGCAAUUUGCCUUCAUACAGCAAGAAGUGCCAUAGAACUCCCAGAAAAACCAUUGCCAACACCCAGUUAAUUAGCAAAGCACACACACACAUAUGAAUAGGACGGAUUCGCAGGGAUUUGAGGGACAAACUUGUGGCGACCUAUAGGACUACACUAAAUUACGCAUAUUUUGACUGCCACUAGGUGGAAUCUCCGCCAGUUAAGGGUCAUCCUGAUAAUGUCACACACGAGAAAUUGCUGCCAUUUUUUUCCAUUAGUAUUUGAGGCCGGGAACCUUCGUUGGUGAUAUUAUCGGAGAAGUGACCACACACUUUGAAUUGAAAUUUGAACUUGUAACCUCUCCACAUUGCUUCCAGAUGCCUCAAUUCGUGAUCGAAGCUGUAGAAAACAGAAAAGGACUUUGA